AUGAUGACAGAAAAAAUAACAAUACUGCCAUUUAUUGAAGCUACUACUACUACUACUACUACUACUACUACUACUACUACUACUACUACUACUACUACUACUACUACUACUACUACUACUACUACUACUACUACUACUACUACUACUACUACUACUACUACUACUACUACUACUACUACUACUACUACUACUACUACUACUACUACUACUACUACUACUACUACUACUACUACUACUACUACUACUACUACUACUACUACUACUACUACUACUACUACUACUACUACUACUACUACUACUACUACUACUACUACUACUACUACUACUACUACUACUACUACUACUACUACUACUACUACUACUACUACUACUACUACUACUACUACUACUACUACUACUACUACUACUACUACUACUACUACUACUACUACUACUACUACUACUACUACUACUACUACUACUACUACUACUACUACUACUACUACUACUACUACUACUACUACUACUACUACUACUACUACUACUACUACUACUACUACUACUACUACUACUACUACUACUACUACUACUACUACUACUACUACUACUACUACUACUACUACUACUACUACUACUACUACUACUACUACUACUACUACUACUACUACUACUACUACUACUACUACUACUACUACUACUACUACUACUACUACUACUACUACUACUACUACUACUACUACUACUACUACUACUACUACUACUACUACUACUACUACUACUACUACUACUACUACUACUACUACUACUACUACUACUACUACUACUACUACUACUACUACUACUACUACUACUACUACUACUACUACUACUACUACUACUACUACUACUACUACUACUACUACUACUACUACUACUACUACUACUACUACUACUACUACUACUACUACUACUACUACUACUACUACUACUACUACUACUACUACUACUACUACUACUACUACUACUACUACUACUACUACUACUACUACUACUACUACUACUACUACUACUACUACUACUACUACUACUACUACUACUACUACUACUACUACUACUACUACUACUACUACUACUACUACUACUACUACUACUACUACUACUACUACUACUACUACUACUACUACUACUACUACUACUACUACUACUACUACUACUACUACUACUACUACUACUACUACUACUACUACUACUACUACUACUACUACUACUACUACUACUACUACUACUACUACUACUACUACUACUACUACUACUACUACUACUACUACUACUACUACUACUACUACUACUACUACUACUACUACUACUACUACUACUACUACUACUACUAUUCAAAUAACGUAG
Schistosoma intercalatum is the source of this 1362-nucleotide messenger RNA. The record is from the annotation of a GenBank genome assembly. Lineage: Eukaryota; Metazoa; Platyhelminthes; Trematoda; Strigeidida; Schistosomatidae.